AUGCCUCCCGUUGAACUACCUUUAUUACCCCAGAGGUCCCAUGGGAAAACCAUUUCUAACGACCAGUUCAGCCGCAAGAAACUCCGGACUAUCCUCCAUUUGAUAACGGGCGAGUUAAAACUGAGAGGAACAAAAACUCCACACAUCUUUCUUCCGUUCCGGUCUCGUGUAAGCGAUGAAAAGUUAAACAAAUUCCUUCAAUUUCUCUUUCCUCGUGGCGAGUUAAUCUAUGCCGCAGCUCACGAAGAUCAACUUAAACGUCAAAUAUCCGAGACUGAUGAGUUCACAUUAAUAGCAGCACUCAAAUACUUUUGGAGUAGGCUACCCAAUAAUGAAAUCAUGGGGUGGAAUGUCUAUCUAGAAUUUAAACGGAGAGAAAAGGAAGCUGGCUAUCCGAAAUCAGCAUUCCUUACCAUCAUGCCUAAAUGCUUACUGUCUCCGGCCCAUGCUUCCAUAGUUUAUGAUUUCCUUGAUUUGAUAAUCAGUAUCGCCUCCAAUUCCCAGUAUAAUUAUUUGAGUGGACGUAAAAUUGCAAAAAUGUCCAGUUUGUGGGCUUUUAACCAUCUGAAUGUCAAGGAUCACAAGAACGGUGCCUUCUAUGAUGCAACUCAUAUCAACGAGAAUAACUUCUUACAAGGUUUAGACGCAUGGAAAGGUUAUCUGGAUGCAUUGUUCCAUCUCAUAUUAUCUUUCCUUCGAGCCAUGCUUCCGGAUACCGAGAAGGAAGCACUUAGACUUCCGAAAACAUUACAAUCUCUUCUCAUAACUUGUUCAUAUCCACCCACACUGAACACAGACUCGUUAAAGGCUUCGAUAACGAUUCCUUGUAUCUGCGUUCAUUCCACACGUGUUUCUAAAACCCCAUACGAGUUGAUAUCCAAGGUAAAUCGAACGCUCUCAUUCGAAAAGAAAGAUAAGUUCCUUUCCAUAGAGAACUUCACCAUAUUAAAGAAUAUUUUCCAGAAAGAAUCAACAGAAGAAAUAGUCAACUCCUUGACAGAAGAAUCACGAAGAAUCCUCAACAGAAUUACUCAAGAACCGGUUGAUUCACAAUUCGAAUUGGUUCCUGGUUGGUCUCGACACUUUUCCAAGCCUGAUCCUGAUAUUCCAAACUAUUCAACUAUCACAAUAGAAAAUGUAACCCUUCAAGACUAUUACAUAUGGGCCUGGUUAUCAACAUUAUCCUCGGAUCAAAGCGAUCCCAUGAAGAAACUCUUUGGGAGAUCAUUGGUAGUUGAAGCAGGCUUGCGAGGGUUCCAAAAAUGGUUAAUUGUAACUGAAUCCCGAAUGACAACUGAAGAAUACCUUUCAUUGUUCAAGAAAGUGGGUUCUCCAACUCUGGAAAUAAUUGGACCUCCACUUCCUAUUACAAAAGAUGGAAAGAAAUCAAAAGAAAGGAGAAGGAUCAAGAUCUCCUCAGCAUCAGCAACAAAAACACAACCUGAUAAAUCAUAUAAGAAAAAAAGCAUGCCUCCAUUACCUGAAGACUCAGGCUUCUUACCACAAUACAAUUUUAAUGAUGGAGAUGCAAAAUUAGACUUAAGCUUUGAAAGCUCUCUGGAUGUUGAUUCCGUUGUUUCUGAUAGCACACCUUCACCACAAGCAAAACCACAAUCUGAAUUGAAAGAUUACAAUGCCUAUUUGGAGAAUCUCAGUGAUGAUACUUCCGAUUCAGCCUAUAGCAAAUCCAAAAGCACGUCACCCAAUGCCAUACGCCAUGGUAGAAGAAAACCUCCCCCAUUAUCUAUAAUUGGACCAUUACCAUCAUCAAGUGAAAUGGAGCAUAAUAACAAAGCCGGUGAACGGCAUACAGCAAAUGGAGCUAGCCCGCCUUCCAAAGAUAGAUAUCAAGCUCGCCCAUAUCAAUACUCUAGCUUGUUGGAUCCCCCCAAGACCCAGUCUUCUAAUGUGCGAGACUAUCAGGAACCUUUUGAUUCACAUGAAGUACCGUACAACAAACUUGUGGCCAGAAAGUUACCCCCAGAUGGAGAACGACCAACUGAAAAUUAUCAUGUCAUGGGUCUUAAUCAAAAGAUCGAUUCAACUAGCAGUCUCUCUGAUAUUGACGAUACCGAAAUGAAUAAAGAGAAUAAGACAUUAUUGGAUGCCAAAGCUCAAGUUCAACCCCAACCUCAAAGGCAACCAGCUUCAAAAAUACCUUCGCCCACUGUGGACGACCAGUUUUCACCCGAAAGCGGCAUGAAGGUAUUACAGGAGGCUAUGGAAUCAUCAUCACAUAAAGUUAACUCCUCUAAAAAGAAAACAAAGAGCUCUAGCUUUCAGCAUGGCUUUGAUAUGUCAAAUCUUCCUCCAGGACCUCCACCACCACUUACAAUAUCUUUCGAAGGAAGCGCAAGUCAUAUGAGUCCUCCCGUGGCCCCACAUGCUUCAUUCUUCCCAUCUAGUCCAGUAAUUAGUGUCGAAAAGAAGCCAGGAAAGGGCUGUACUUCUUCCUCAUUACUCCCUGACUCAACUUCCCCAACCCUCCAGGAGAUGAAACGGUUUACUACUGAUGACUUCCAACUGCAUGUUCCAAGUGAUACUAAUUCGCCCGUGAUGAUGCCCCCUCAUUCGGGUCAACACAGUAACAUAGGUACCGGUAACAGCAGUGUUGAAAAGCUUCCAUCAGCUCCAGAGACGACAAAUAUCAAUGAUGGAAGAAAUGGUAUCCCACCACAAUAUUCUCGUGAUCGUGAGUUACCAUCUACCCCAAGAGAUUCCGUCUCAGAUUCAAGAAGUAGCAAUAAUUUGUCCCUUCGUAACGCUUCACCGUCUAGCCUGUCCACCAUUCCUGCUAGUGCUCAAAAGAGCCCCACGGAGAUCCCGGACUCCAAGGCUAAUGCUUAUCAUUCAAAGCAAUACUCUCCACAAUAUGCUAAUAUUAACGGAGGAUACCAAAUUCCACCAUCACAUCACGCAUCACAUCAAAAACAGCAACGCCAUAAACAAACAGAACAACAACCAGUUGUAACACCAACUGACUCUACAAAUACAUCACCUACAAGACCAUCCGAUAUCUCCACAUCUCGUCAUGCAAACCCAAAUCCGAGCCCAAUGUACCCUGGCCAAACAGGUGUCCCGUCUGCACCGGCCCAAGCUCCAGGAUAUCCCGGAUACCCACCACCACCUGCCAACUAUGGAUAUCCACAACAUCCUCCAUAUACUGGGUACCCACCUCAACAACAAUACCCCCAAACUCAACAUCAACAACAUCAGCAGCCAGGAUCGAACCCCUUACAUCGGAAAUCUGGCCAACCUGUACCAUCUGCUGGAUCCAGUGCUCGUGGAUCUCAUCAACGUAUAUCCCAAGCAUCUGAUACUUCUGGACCAUCGUCAAAACGUUCCACACCAACUAUCCCCCAGAACCCAUACCAACAUCAACAACAUCAACAACAUCAACAACCCUCAGGCCACAUGCCACCAUCAAACGGUGCUGCUCCUGCUCCUGGUGCCCCUGCCCCUGGAUAUCCUCCUUACUACUACUAUCCACCUCCUCCAGCAGGAUACCCACCUCCUCCAGCAGGAUACCCCCCACCCCAACCAGGACAACCCUAUGGAUACCCACCUAUACCUCAACAAUAUCCGUAUCCAUAUCCGUACGGGUAUCCACCCUAUGGGUACCCUUCUCAAGCACCUGUGGCACCUAUGGCUGCAAAAGAAGAGAAACCAGAAAAGGCACGUGCAAGCGACGUAUCUAUGAGUGGUAUCCCUAAUGCUGGUAGACACAAUAAGAACAAUCCCAUUAACCGGGCUGGAUUACGGAAUGCGUUCCAGAAGGACUUUGGUAUUUAG
Messenger RNA from Lizanozyma spartinae, 3792 nucleotides. It is a transcript of the gene MSB1, whose product is annotated as Msb1p. The record is from RefSeq and is a predicted model, not a curated record. The transcript has a single exon. The coding region runs from base 1 to 3792 and encodes 1263 amino acids. Lineage: Eukaryota; Fungi; Ascomycota; Pichiomycetes; Serinales; Debaryomycetaceae. Gene Ontology annotation, cellular component: cellular bud neck; cellular bud tip.